This is a messenger RNA of Fusarium sp. VM40, 318 nucleotides long. The record is from the annotation of a GenBank genome assembly. Lineage: Eukaryota; Fungi; Ascomycota; Sordariomycetes; Hypocreales; Nectriaceae.
AUGGGAGGCAUCGACGAAGGCGAUCCUCACGACUCCGGCCUCACUUACGGUCUCGCCGAUGGUUUUCACUCGCAAACGGCCGCUCAAAUUCUUGUCGAGGAGAUUGUUGUCAUGGGCGUUCACCAGCCGAUCGUUACUAACCUCGACUCCGAAGAGCAAGGCGCUGGUCGUUUCUGGAAGAACAAUCGUUUUGAGAACACGAGGCCGAAACUACCAUCUGUGAGCUUGUCAAGGCCAAGGAUGGUACUGGUGCUGUAUCUGCUUAGAUGGCCAGACAGCGGUCUUGGGAAGAAGAGCCUCGUGGAUGGCGAUGUUUGA